Molecule: messenger RNA, 1838 nt
Organism: Saccostrea echinata
Lineage: Eukaryota; Metazoa; Mollusca; Bivalvia; Ostreida; Ostreidae
Exons: 7
Coding region: 65-1435 (456 amino acids)
Source: RefSeq, a predicted model, not a curated record
UGGAUUGAACAAACAAAAACAAAAUACAGGAAUCGAAUUCAGAUAUAUUUUAAGGGAUGAGAAAAUGGCACGCGGAUUAUUUGCCUUGUUAUUAGGGGCAGUUGUCAUCUGUUUUAUGCUGGGUGUGAAUUUAUCUGCCGCAGAAUUUCCAGCUUUCAGUGUUCUAGCAAAUAAGACUCUCUUAAGUUCUGGUGAUACUGUUGUCAUUAAAUGUCUUAUUGAGAACGUGACCCUUAUGGACGUUGUAACAAGUUACACUAUGACCUGGCUAAAAGAUGACGUCAAAAUCACAAAGUCGUUCACAGAGCUUGCUGGUGACGUCAUUGACACAAGAUACAGUGUGAACGUUGUUGCAGAAUAUGGAAAAGGAUUUUUCUCAUCUCUGCAAAUUAAAAGUUUGAGAGAAGAAGAUGAAGGCACAUUUACUUGUGAGCUUAUUAAUAAAACUUCUGCAAAGCAACAAAAAUCAGUCUCCAUAAGCGUUGAAGACAGGGUUGGAUAUUCGGGGACAACAGAUUCGGGGAAUAGAUAUGUUAUUAGCAGGAGCAACAAAACAUCUAUUGCUACAGAAGAUACAAACGAAACAAGUUCUAACGAAAUUAUACAGCCAUACGAGAACACAACACCAUCGUUGCUUAGCUUUAAUGAAAAGGAAAAAGACACUACGACGCACAUCAGAGAUAUUGAUACAGGCACCACUGAUGAGGAAACGUAUAAUGAAACUAUUACAGACAGUGAAACGACAACACUGUCCCAGUUCGAGUCUUUAGUGGACAUCACAACUGGCGUACGCGAUGUAGAAUUUCAACAAGAAGUGGACAGCAAUGGUAAUCUGAUUGCGGGAAUACUAGUUCCAGUUCUGCUUAUACUGUUCUCCGUCAUAACUGUAGUAAUUCUUGAACGACGGAAUGUCAUAAAUUUUUAUAUCUGCUUCCAUAAAUCCAAGUGGAAUGCAUCUAAACCAGGAGGAAAAUCAUAUGAAACCUACACAGUACGCUCUGGAAACGACAGCUUUAUACCGUUGGAUUGUAACGAGAAAUAUAGUGACCUAGAUGUUAAACCAGAAAGAUAUCCAUUCGAAACGUGCAAAGUAGACUAUAUAAACGACUCCUUUUCACCAGACAAAACAAAUGAGACAUACAGAGGCCCAGCGGAAUCUCCUGAUGAUUAUUGUAAUAACGAACAGGCUAUCAGAUCCAGACGAGCUUAUGAAGAUGCGAAUGAUAAAGAAUUCCUAACUUAUUAUGAAACAAAAGAAAUUCUGGGGAGGGAGAGUACCGGUAAAGGAGGCGGAAAUAGUGUACCUGGAACUUUGACGCAGGAUGACUCAACUGAAUGUUUUACCGUUAUUCAUGAUGAAGUCAGCAAAAAGAAGAAAAGAAGUCCUUACGAAAAAUGCCAUGAUACUGGUUUUCUAGACAUGUUUAAGAUUUAAGAACAAGGAAUUCUAUUAUUCUUUUUCACUUUCUUACUUUUAUUUGCAUGGAUAUUUAAAAAUAUGAGGCUUCAUGAUUUAAAUGUGGGUCGCGGGUUUUCUAGUGUCAUCAUUUUCGGUACACAUUUUCUACUAUUCUAGCGGAUGUUUGGUGCACAUUUGAUUUUGACGUCAGUUAGUUCAUGAACGCGACAUUCCAUUCCUUUCCGUUUUAACCUCUGAAAAUUGCUCUAGAAAUAUCUAUAUAAACGCGAUAACGUUCAACAUGACGUUGUAAUUCAGAAAGAUUUUAAUUCUUGGCCAAAUUAAUUUCGAGUAUAACCUGGUUUGGUCAGUUUACACUUUAUAAUCUUUGUAAUAUUAUUAAAUACAUUUACUAGAAAACCAGAAAAGUAGUUCCGGA